Molecule: messenger RNA, 801 nt
Organism: Mercurialis annua (annual mercury)
Lineage: Eukaryota; Viridiplantae; Streptophyta; Magnoliopsida; Malpighiales; Euphorbiaceae
Product: photosystem I reaction center subunit II, chloroplastic-like
Exons: 1
Coding region: 71-697 (208 amino acids)
Biological process (GO): photosynthesis
Cellular component (GO): photosystem I reaction center; photosystem I
Source: RefSeq, a predicted model, not a curated record
UCAGCCAAACUGAUAAAACCAAAAUUUACUAGCCACAAGCCACAAUAGUUUCUCCAAGUUUUGCAUAGACAUGGCAACCCAAUCUGGUCUCUUCACUCCCACCACCACCAUCACUGCUCCAAAAACCAACUCGGUUCCACGUUCUUCUUCAUUCUUUGUCGCCACCACUGCAAAGCCUCGCAGUUUUUCUGCUCAAAGAUCUCUCAAAGUUGCUGCCGCUGCAGCUGACGGGAAAACUGACACACCCACGAAAGAGGCACCCGUAGGUUUCACUCCACCGGAAUUGGACCCAAACACACCAUCACCGAUCUUCAGCGGGAGCACCGGUGGCUUGUUGCGUAAGGCGCAAGUUGAAGAGUUCUAUGUUAUUACUUGGGAUUCACCGAAAGAACAAGUGUUCGAGAUGCCAACCGGAGGGGCAGCAAUCAUGAGGGAAGGUCCGAACCUACUAAAGUUGGCUCGGAAAGAGCAGUGUUUAGCUCUCGGCACAAGAUUGAGAUCCAAGUACAAGAUUAAGUACCAAUUUUACAGGGUGUUUCCUAAUGGAGAGGUUCAAUAUCUUCACCCUAAAGAUGGAGUUUAUCCUGAGAAAGUGAACCCUGGUAGGCAAGGUGUAGGAGUUAACUUGAGAUCCAUUGGGAAAAAUGUUAGUCCUAUUGAGGUCAAGUUCACUGGCAAGCAACCUUAUGAUAUAUGAUGAAUUGUUGGGAUGAUCUGUUUGUUGUUGGAUCUUGAAAUGUACUUUUUAAUGUUCAUAGAAAUGUUUGGAUUAUGAAAAUUUAUUAUAUUAUGCUUGGAUAA